Messenger RNA from Maudiozyma barnettii, 1230 nucleotides. RefSeq names its product Slg1p (gene SLG1). The record is from RefSeq and is a predicted model, not a curated record. NCBI's taxonomy places the organism in Eukaryota, Fungi, Ascomycota, Saccharomycetes, Saccharomycetales, Saccharomycetaceae. Gene Ontology annotation, cellular component: plasma membrane. The transcript has a single exon. The coding region runs from base 1 to 1230 and encodes 409 amino acids.
AUGCAAAGAUUGCUCAUAAAUAUACUGUCCAUCACAAUCCUUCUGUCGUCGUAUCUGACACUGACAACAGCUGAUGACAGCGGCGUCGUCACCCUGCUGGGUUGCUAUUCAAGUCUGCCUUCAAGCUUCAGUCUAAUCAAUACGUAUGCAUACCAAACUAAAUCGUAUUGUCAAGGAAAAUGUGAAGGCUAUUCUUAUUUCGCUUUAGCUAACCACGCUAAUUGCUAUUGUGGAAAUGAAAACCCCGCUGAUACCGAAUCGGCUACAGGUACGUGUGACACUUAUUGUUAUGGUUAUAACUCAGAUAUGUGUGGUGGUGAAUCUUCGUAUUCUGUUUAUUCGACGGGUGAAACAGACGAUGAAGAUACUUCUUCUUCAUCCUCUUCGUCAGUGUCUUCCUCUUCAUCGUCAUCGUCGUCGACGUCUUCAGGUUCAUCUUCCACUCAUAAUAGUGUAUCUGCCCUGGGCUCCCAAUUGAAUAUCUUAGCGUCAUCUUCAUCUGAUGUGGUUUCGUCUCCUAUUACGUCAGUGACAGACUCGGCUGCUUCUACAUCGGUGGUAUUUUCAACUACUUUCCAUACCGAAGGUGGUUCAACGAUCUUUGUAACUAACACUAUUACUAAAAGCGCGAUUGCUACUGGUACAAGUAACAAUGGCACUACUACUAAUGAUAACACUAAUGGGAAUGGUUCCAAGAAGAAAACUAAUGUGGGUGCGAUCGUUGGUGGAGUCGUCGGCGGGGUCGUCGGUGCUAUCGUUAUUGCAAUUAUUGCUUUGUUUGGAGUUAGACAUUACAAUAUGAAAAAGGAAGAAGAUAGAAUGGAAAAAGAAUAUCAAGAAGCAAUUAAACCAGUGGAAUAUAAACCAAAUAAUGUCGCUGCUGAUACGUUAUCCUUAUCAUCUCAUGGAAGUCGUAGUUUUGACGCUAAUAAUAAAGAAGAUGGAAUGUUCAGAUCAAGUGGAUCAACAGGUAAUAUUAAUCAAAACUUAAUGAAUAAUAAUAACAACAAUAACAAUAACAAUAAUAAUAACAAUAACGACAAUAUGACAUAUAAUGAUAAUAAUAUCAACAGCAACAACAAUAAUAAUAUUAAUAACAGCAGCAGCAACAACAACAUUAGUAACCCAUUCGACGAUUCAAAGAGAAUAUCGACUGGCUCAAUAUUUACAGGACAACCAGGUUCAAACAAUGGGAACGUCCUAACGGUGGUCAACCCAGACCAGGACUAA